Messenger RNA from Microdochium trichocladiopsis, 1146 nucleotides. RefSeq lists its product as uncharacterized. The record is from RefSeq and is a predicted model, not a curated record. The coding region runs from base 1 to 1146 and encodes 381 amino acids. Gene Ontology annotation, molecular function: oxidoreductase activity, acting on the CH-OH group of donors, NAD or NADP as acceptor. The transcript is spliced from 3 exons. Lineage: Eukaryota; Fungi; Ascomycota; Sordariomycetes; Xylariales; Microdochiaceae.
AUGUCGUUUGAACUCGCAAUCAGGCCGGGGGACCUCGUGUUGAUCACCGGUGCAACUGGGUCCGUCGGCGGCGCAGUUGCCAACGAGAUCCUUAAGGCAGGGUACCGCGUACGUGCGCUAGUGCGGGACGAGACCAAGGCUGGCUACCUGCGCGAGGCCUUCCACGCUCGUUACGGACAGGCCGCAUUUGAGACGCGCCUCGUGCAAGACCCGACUGUCCACACCGACCUUGUAGAUGCUAUGCAAGUCAAAAAAGGCUGCGCCGGAGUAGUCCACAUGGCAAGCAACACGUCCCUCUCCCCCGACCCGGAAGUCGUGAUCCCGUCCUCUGUCAACCUCGCAACCGCGAUGCUGCGCGCUGCGGCCGCUACUCCGACCAUCAAGCGGUUCGUGUUCACCUCGAGCACCUCGACCCUGCCCCCAUUCCUUGUCCCCAUCAACAACAACAACAACAACAUCAACAGCAGCGAGACGACGCACAGUGUCACAGUUACGGCCACAGGGCCCGAUUCAUGGGCCUCCGAGGAAACGGUACAGAAGGGCUGGGCAAAGCCCUACUCCCCGGCCAACGCGGGCGCCGUGUACGCGAGCAGCAAGAUCCUCUCUGAGCGCGCAUGCUGGGAGUUCGUUGCGGCCGAGAAGCCCAGCUUUGUGCUCAACACUGUCGUCCCCGCGACGCAGAUCGGCGAGCUUGUACACCCCAGCUUGGUGUCCAGCGCCAACGGUCUGCUGUGGAAGAUCUGGAAGGGCGGGCCGGAUGCGGAGCGGGUCAAGGGGCUGCUGCAUUUUGUUCGGGGGAGUAUUGGCGUGGGUGGAAAGGGAAGCUGUUUGCUCAAUCUCAGUGACUCGGGGCUUUUGCACCUUGCCGCGCUUACGCAUGCAGAUGUUCAGGGGGAAAGGGUGCUUGGAAUUGGGGAGGUGUUUGAUGGGAAUGAUGUCAUCGACUUCAUGAAGCGGAUGGAUCCUGGACGAGACCUGCCUGCCAAGGUUGGCAGUGGCGGGGACGUCGGAGCGAGUGAGAAGAUUCAAGCGGUCGUGGACAGGUCACAGACGUUGGAGCUUCUGGCGAGGUUUGGGCGGACGGGAUUUGUCGGGCUGGAGGAGAGUUUGAGGCAGAUGGUUGCGAGCGGCAGCCUUGAGGCGUGA